AUGAAAGUAUUGUUCUCAAUCUGUUUAUCAUUUGCCACAGCUUGCCCUCGUACACCAAAGAAACUGCCCUGCUGGUCGAAGUCAGCACCCAACCAUGGGCGCUUGCAGCGUCUCCAUGCUAGUGCAGUACCAUUGAGAGAUCAUGUUUUCGCAGCCUCAGCCACGACACCGCCGGUUUACCCACCAACAAUAUAUGCUCUCUCUACGGCUUCUGGGAAAGCUGCGAUAGCUGUUAUUCGUAUAUCUGGGCCUGCCUGUGUCGAGAUAUACAGGUCGCUUUGUCCUGGAAAGUCUACACCAAAACCUCGGAUAGCUACUCUCAGAGCACUCUAUACCCCCAAUCUUUCAGCAUCUCCCGAGACUGUCCUCGACUCAGGAGCAUUGGUUCUAUUUUUUCCAGGUCCUAGAACUGUGACCGGAGAGGACGUAUUAGAGCUCCAUACUCAUGGCGGACCAGCAAUUGUAAAGUCAGUACUUGCGGCUAUCUCCAAAUCAAGUCGCUGUGUGCGAUAUGCAGAGCCAGGGGAGUUCACACGACGAGCCUUUCUCAACAACCGACUUGAUCUUAUCCAAGUCGAGGCUCUUGGAGAUGUCCUUACUGCAACGACUGAACAGCAAGCCCGAAUUGCCCUACGCGGCACGACAAGCAGUUUGGCUAAGCGAUACGAGAGCUGGCGACAUCUACUAUUGUAUGCCCGUGGAGAGCUAGAAGCACUUAUCGAUUUCUCAGAGGAUCAACAUUUUGACGAAUCGCCGAAUGAUCUUGCUGUAUCCGUCGCUCAAAAAAUAUGGGUUCUUAGACAGCAGAUUGACCUUCACAGAGCGAAUGCAGUUCGUGGAGAAUUACUUCGGAACGGAAUUAGCUUAGCUCUCCUGGGUGCUCCCAAUGUAGGAAAGAGCUCGCUACUGAAUUGUAUCGUUGGCCGAGAUGCUGCAAUCGUAAGUUCUGAAGCAGGCACAACCAGGGAUGUAGUCGAAGUUGGCCUCGAUCUGGGUGGUUGGUUUUGUAAGAUCGGAGACAUGGCCGGGCUACGAACACCACAGAAUUUGCAUCAUGGAGCGGGAUCUACCCAGGAAACACCAUCAAUAGCCCAGCAUACGGACGUCGUAGGCGCUGUUGAAAGAGAAGGUAUCAAGCGCGCGAAGCAACGUGCGCUAGAGUCAGAUGUUGUCUUGGUAGUCUGCGCCAUCGAGAUAGGAGCACUAGGAGCGCCUCAGCUCAUCAUAGACGGCGAAGUCCAGGAGACAGCUCGCGAGUGCAUCAAUAAUGGCUCACAGGUUUUGGCAGUAAUAAACAAAGCUGAUCGCCUGUCCUCUUCAUUUCCAAUGGCGGAACAAAGCAAUCUUCGAAGGGUUGUCCAAGAUGCGUUACCGAUUCCAGAUGAAAGAAUUCAUUUCAUCUCUUGCACUGAAGCUACAAAGCCACAGGUAUCUGAAAAUGAUCCCGGCGCCAUCAGUGCGUUUCUCAAGGGCCUCAUAGCAGUUUUACGGGACAUGACAAGCGCACUGACAGACGCUGAUGCAGAGGCUGAUGAUGAGUCGAUGUGGAACGAAUCUUUGGGAGCUACUGAACGCCAUAGACUCCUGCUGGAGGAAUGUCUAACACACCUAGAUGAUUUCAUGAUCUUGGCAUUACCUACCGAAUCACGAGGGAUAACACAUCACCACUCGGACGAAGUAGACAUUGUUGUCGCAGCCGAGAGUUUGCGUGCUGCUGCUGGUUGUUUAGCCCGGAUUAAUGGCAGAGGCGAUAGUGGAGACGUCGAAGAUGUCCUUGGCGUAGUGUUUGAGAGGUUUUGCGUCGGGAAAUGA
This is a messenger RNA of Pseudovirgaria hyperparasitica, 1812 nucleotides long. RefSeq names its product P-loop containing nucleoside triphosphate hydrolase protein. Gene Ontology annotation, molecular function: GTPase activity; protein binding; GTP binding. Gene Ontology annotation, biological process: tRNA methylation; tRNA wobble uridine modification. The record is from RefSeq and is a predicted model, not a curated record. The transcript is spliced from 3 exons. Gene Ontology annotation, cellular component: cytoplasm; mitochondrion. Bases 1 to 1812 code for a protein of 603 amino acids. Lineage: Eukaryota; Fungi; Ascomycota; Dothideomycetes; Acrospermales; Acrospermaceae.